Molecule: messenger RNA, 924 nt
Organism: Fonsecaea nubica
Lineage: Eukaryota; Fungi; Ascomycota; Eurotiomycetes; Chaetothyriales; Herpotrichiellaceae
Exons: 3
Coding region: 1-924 (307 amino acids)
Biological process (GO): mitochondrion organization
Cellular component (GO): mitochondrion; membrane
Source: RefSeq, a predicted model, not a curated record
AUGUCCUACGAUCCAAGGGAGCACUUCCAGCAGAUCCAGCGGACGCUGCAACAGCGCCGUGGUCAAGGCUUUGGCGGUCUUCCGGGAGGCGGCGCUGCAGGCAGAGGCAUCUUCGCUUUGAUCAGCCUGGGUGUUGCUGGCGUCGUUCUAUCGAACUCUCUAUUCAACGUCGAGGGUGGUCACCGCGCCAUCAAAUACACAAGAUUAUCUGGUGUCUCCAAAGAGAUCUACAAUGAAGGCACCCAUAUUCGGAUACCUUGGUUUGAGACACCGAUCGACUACGAUGUCCGAGCGAAGCCACGGAAUGUCGCCUCUCUCACGGGAACCAAAGACUUACAGAUGGUCAAUAUUACCUGCCGUGUCCUCUCACGGCCUCGCAUUGAAGCGCUGCCACAAAUUUAUCGGACGCUCGGAACAGACUACGACGAGCGUGUUCUUCCCUCGAUUGUGAACGAAGUGCUGAAAAGCGUGGUUGCGCAGUUCAAUGCGAGCCAGCUCAUUACCCAAAGAGAAAAUGUUGCGAGAUUGGUCAGGGACAACCUUACGAGGAGAGCGGCACGGUUCAACAUUAUGCUGGACGACGUUUCCUUGACGCACUUGUCCUUCUCACCAGAGUUCACAGCUGCGGUGGAGGCUAAGCAAGUUGCCCAACAGGAGGCACAGCGGGCUGCCUUUGUGGUCGACAAGGCGAGGCAGGAGAAGCAGGCAACUGUUGUUCGAGCGCAGGGUGAAGCCAGAUCAGCAGAAUUGAUCGGCGACGCUAUUAAGAAGAGUAGGAGUUAUGUCGAACUGCGACAAAUCGAAAACGCUCGCAAUAUUGCACAGAUUCUACAGGAAGCUGGAGGGAAGAACAAGCUUUAUCUUGAUGCAGAGGGACUUGGACUCAAUGUCCAUGCCGGCGAGGAGGUUGCCUCGAAAAAAUAA